This is a messenger RNA of Daphnia magna, 495 nucleotides long. Its product is annotated as secreted RxLR effector protein 161-like. The record is from RefSeq and is a predicted model, not a curated record. Lineage: Eukaryota; Metazoa; Arthropoda; Branchiopoda; Diplostraca; Daphniidae. The transcript has a single exon. Bases 1 to 495 code for a protein of 164 amino acids.
AUGGACCAGUGCGACCCAAUUAAUAUCCCAGCUAAUCCAAACCGCCGACUCAAACCAGAGAUGCCCCCUAAGACAGAAGAAGAACGGCAUAAAAUGAAAAAAGUGCCAUAUCGGGAAUGUAUCGGGUCGUUAAUGUACUUAAUGGUAAUGACAAGACCAGACAUUGCUUUUUCCAUUAAUCAAGCUGCAGCUUACGUCUCUGACCCGGGAGAAGAACAUUGGACUGCAGUCAACGAAAUCUUGGCCUACCUCAGACGAACCAUUCAUCACGGCAUUUGCUAUGGCGAUUGCCCCAACUCGACUCUACUCGGCUACACAGACGCUGACUGGGCUGGUGAACUCGAAAAACGAAAAUCAAGCACUGGUGUCCUAUUUCUCUUCAAUGGUGGACCAGUAUCAUAUAGCAGUAGACGUCAACGAGCAACAGCCUUAUCUACCCGAGAUGCUGAGUUCUACGCAGUAUGUGAAGGCGCAAAAGAGUCCAUCUGGCUAUAA